AACUUAUUAAAUAGAUACUGAUGUUUAAAAGAAAUCUGUCAGAUAGGCUUGGGGAUGGCAUAGGACAACGAUUAGCUUUGCCACCCUCACAAGAUGAAAAUUACGACCUCAGAGAAACGCUUGAAAAUAAAACACUUCCAGUGUCUGCUAGGAUUGGAGGAACCAAAAGUCGAUCUGAGAUGGAACGACCUUACAAUGAACCAAAGGGACUUCAAGGAAGAUUAGGAUUAGCCGCAUCAGAGCAGUCAGAUCGGCACACCGGAGAAAUUCAUACAGCUCCGAAAACGGACAUAAUUUCUGCGGCUAAGAAAAUAGUGCAGAACGUCAGUAUGGGCGCUCGUUUGGAGGACCGCAUUGGAACUACAGGGCCAGUAAGUAAAAGCUCGAACUUGCGUAGCCGUCUAGGAACUGAAAACCGGAGCAGCAAACCGUUGCCUGAACAUUUAUCGAUCGUAAAUGACAGGAAACGAAAAACAAACGAUGCCUAUGUGAUUCAAGAUGAUAAUGAGACGCUAGAGAAUGAUAUGCAAAUUGUGAUUCAUCAAGAUGUAAGGCCAGCUAAGUUGCAAUACAGUGAACCGAUACGGGAUUUGACUCUUAAUCGUUUCAUGGAUAUUGGCGAAGAUGCGCCGAUGAGCUUCGCGACAAAUCUGAAUAGGCACUCACUGCGUCCUCUCGAUCUGUAUGAUAGAUCGAAUAACCGUUUCGUGAACAGGAAUGCGUUAGAUCCUAGAGGUAUGUCAAAUGAUAGUCAGUUAGGUCUCUCAUCUUCACGAGGCUUCCAAGAAAGAGAUUCAUUUGGACCUGUUAGGGGUUUCGAGAUGCCUCUCUCACGAGAUGAACUACUUCUACAACAGAUGCAAGAAGAGCGUGCUCUGUUGAGUCGUAUGCAACAUACAAGAGAAUUGCCAAUGGACAUCGGAGGCAGGAGUUCGCAAAUGAAUUACGGCCGCGGAGGCUAUAUGAGAAGAGGUUUGAUGGAUGAUGAUUUAUUGUCGCGUCAAGCGCAAUCGCGACAUGCAAUACUUGCGCCACCGAUUACUAGUGCCGCAGCUCUUGAAAUGGAAAGAUUCAAAGCACAGCAAUUUGCUGCUAGAGAAGAGCUUCAAAUGAGAGAGGAGCUGGAACGCGAAAGGCGAAAACGUGAAGCUCUGGAGGAAAAAUUGAGAAUGCAAGAGGCCAAAAUGAGAAUGCAACAACAAACUCGCGUUGACGUAGGAAGACAACCGACCAAGUUUGGUUCGAUUUUGGAGAGUAAACGGAACGUCGCGGCUCCUGUAGCCCUGAAGCCAACAACUGCGCCUAGUAAAGUUAUCUCAACCAAGCCCUCUGCGAAUAUCGCCAGUAGACUUGGUCCCCCAGCGAAGAAAGUCGAGACUGUAGUACAAAAGGAGGUGCCUAAUGUUGUCAAAAAGAUCCCUAAGAUCAACGCAGUUCCAAUGUUUCGACAGGAAAUUGACUCUGAUUUGCAGAAGCAUGUAGUUCAGUUGACUCCAAGACAACAUGCUGAUUAUAACAUGCGUGUCCUGGAGUUCGUUCAAGCAUGUACUGAGCUGUCAAUGAAUGAAAGGUUCUCUAAUAUCGUUGCUGUGAUUUAAGCCAACCCAGAUUAAGUCUUUUGUGGAAUUGAUUAUAAACUCUUUAUAAUUUGACGUAUCUCUGAAUUCGCAAACAUGCUCUUUUACGCAGUCAGUAUUGAAUUGGUAUCAUCUGAAGUAACCUCUCGUUAGCUCAUGUGAAAUCACGAACGCUCCCGACGAUAAAAUCAAAUUCAGUUUUAACUUGAAUUUUAUGAUUCACUAAACUAUGAA
This is a messenger RNA of Symsagittifera roscoffensis, 1811 nucleotides long. RefSeq lists its product as uncharacterized. The record is from RefSeq and is a predicted model, not a curated record. The coding region runs from base 21 to 1598 and encodes 525 amino acids. The transcript has 3 exons. Lineage: Eukaryota; Metazoa; Xenacoelomorpha; Acoela; Convolutidae.